AUGAAGCACGGCCAAAGACGGAACUACGCGUUCCGACAGAGCCCGCGCGUCCCCGCUGCGGUUUCCCGGGGGUCGAUGGGAGUCGGAGUUCCGUGGCCCAGAGCAACCGGAAGAGGCUCCGGCUCCCGGCAGGCAGCGCGAAGAGGCGGGGACCUGGUCGCCCUCGCGGCCCCACCUGUCACCGGGUGGGGCAGCGGCAGGGGUGAGUCUUGGCGUGACUCCGUGCUGGGCCUCCGAUCCAGAGCCUUUCAGCCCUCGGGGGCGGUCCACUCUGUCCUGGUCUGUGGGACUUCACCACACCACUUUGGCAUAACACGUCCAAGACGAUACCCAAUCCAGCAGGGCCGGUAUUCCUGUGUGCUUGCCACGCUGUGCCGGAAUGGCGGUCACAGGAAGCGUGUGCUGUCUCGUGGUAGUUCCAGAGUGGUGUGCAGGCCUUCGACAGUGAGGAUCGCUCCUCCCGGGAGCAACCUGGCUCGUUUUCCAAUAGCAGCGCAGAUCCCUAAGGCCCCAGACCCGUGGUCAAAGGAGGCUGUUCUGCUUGCCCUCGAACGUUGGAAGAGGAAGAAAAGGACAGUGGAGGAGGAGGAAGACCAAAUAUCUGCUGCUGGUCAGGAGGACAAAAGAAGGUGCCAUGACAGCAGUGGGAGUGGCCAUUCAGCUUUUAAGCCCGAGGUGGCCAACGGAGUCCCUGCUGCUUUUGUGCCUGAGCCUGGGCCUCUGAAGAGAGGCCUCAGUUCCCCGAGCUCAGAUGGUGAGCUGCGUAAGAGAACCUGCACCCCUGCUGUGAGCUGCUCGAAGGGCACGUGCACAUGUGGCAUCCGUAUGUCCAGGCGCAAUGCCAUUACCAGUUCCUACACUUCUACUGGAGGCAUCUCUCAGCUCUGGAAGAGGUGUCCCAGUGCCUCACCCUUCUCCAGCCCAGCCUCGUCCCUCUCACAGACACGAGAGAGUCCAGAAAAGAAAAUGAGAGAAGAGGACGGUCCUCAGGGAUCUGGCUCUUCCGCUCCACCAGUAAACAAGGAGUCCCAGGGAGAACAGGCCACCACCUCGGACUUUGAAUCUACGACCCAGACCACCAUCAGCGGUGGCAGCACACCCUCAUCCCACGUCACAUCCGGGGUGUCAGCAGGCCCCGCUGGCACUGGGGACUUUGGGAUGAGCGUGUCAGCCCCCCACAGCAGCUCCACCCCUGGGGUGAGAUUUGGAAUGGGCUCGGUCUGCAGAGCCAAGGUGCUGUUUUAA
Manis pentadactyla (Chinese pangolin) is the source of this 1245-nucleotide messenger RNA. Its product is annotated as nuclear envelope pore membrane protein POM 121-like. Gene Ontology annotation, biological process: RNA export from nucleus; protein import into nucleus. Gene Ontology annotation, molecular function: structural constituent of nuclear pore. Gene Ontology annotation, cellular component: nuclear pore. Bases 1 to 1245 code for a protein of 414 amino acids. The record is from RefSeq and is a predicted model, not a curated record. Lineage: Eukaryota; Metazoa; Chordata; Mammalia; Pholidota; Manidae. The transcript is spliced from 9 exons.